AUGAUGAGUUUUACAUCCAGAAUUUGUUCCAAUCCGUUUAGAAAUUUAAACCAAGGAAUCUGUUCAAUUGGAUUUAAUAAUUUUGGUACUUUACGGAGUUAUUCUAAAGACAAGGGACAAUGUUGCAAGGAAGUUGCUCAGACUGAGGGUAGACGCGUGGAACCUUGGCCGAAGACAGACCCACCGCCUCCUAACUGGCAAGGAUGCUGCCCUAGAGAACCGCAGCCUCCAAACUAUGACCCCUAUAGGAUAAAAGUGCCUGACGUGGUUGUGCCGCCUCUACCCGCAAGCAACGCCAAGCCGAUGCUGGAGUGCGCGCGAACAAAAGGCCCAUGCUCUGUGCGUCCGGUGCCUGAUCCUCCUCCUUGCCCACCGCCACCGCCGCCACCCUUCCCCUGGAUCUAUGUUUGGAUUGUAGGCUCUUUCCUUAGCAUCAUGGGUAUUCUUUACAAAAUUUAUUUAUGGAGAAUGGAGAAAGAGAAACUUGGUGAAAGUGUACCCAUAUGGCGGCCUCGUCGGAAAAUUAAGCGGCCCUUCCACUGCAAAGAUCUCCCGGCUUGCGUGCAGUAUUUGAUUAUAGGCGCUGGGGCUGCUGGCUGGGCGGCUUCCAAGUCUAUUAUCGAACACGACGAAACUGCUAAGAUAUUCAUGAUAUCCAAAGAGGACUGCGUGCCAUACGAUCGACCUCCCAUGUCGAAGCACAUGUGGUGGAACGCGGAACCACCCGAUAUCUUGACCCUCAACUAUGUGGAGCUGGGAAAGAGACACACGAUGUACCUUGCCCAGUGCCUCGAUUUCUUGGACCCUAUAAAGUUUUACCGUAAGAAGAAGGGUCCAGCCAUUUCCAUAGCUACAGGCUGGUGCGUAUUGCGAGUGGACGCGGAUGACCACGUGGCCUAUGUCAAGACGCUGUGCGGGGAACAACCUAUAUACUACGAGCGUUGUUUGAUUGCUCCAGGUUCGAAACCACGGAAUUUAUCAAUAUUCAAAAACGCACCGAAGUCAAUUCGCGAUCGUGUGUGUACACUUCGCACUAUACGGGAUUUGGAGAUCGCCUACCGCAAAGUGAAGAAAUCCAAACAUGUUACCAUCAUCGGCGCUGGGCCCCUCGGGUGUGAAUUGGCCUGGCAUUUAGGAAGAAUGAAUAAGGUAGUUGAACGCCCAGAACACGAAGACCCGAUUCAGUUCGUGCAUAUUUACAAGGAUCGGGGUAUUUUGGGCGGCAUCAUACCGGAGUAUUUGGGGGAGUGGGCAGCUGAGAAGAUUCGCGCUGAAGGGGUCACUUGUAUGAGGCAGACUCAAGUGUAUGACGCCUUCGAGACUCCGGACGGCCGCUUGGAGCUGACGCUGUCCAAUGGAACGUCCAUCAUUACUGACUAUGUGUUCGUAGCGGUGGGUGCGGAUCCACGUGUGGAGAUAGCGAAGCAUUCAUACCUGGAGACGGAUUCCGUAAAUGGCGGAUUUCUUGUCAACACUGAACUGGAGGCUAGGACCCACCUCUAUGUGGCGGGAGACGCAGCCAGCAUCUACUCCCAGUGGAAGGACACGAGGAUCCGCAUGGAGCACUACGGACCAGCAGCCGAGCAGGGCUACAUUGCUGGCAGUAACAUGACGGGCUAUUGGACUCCUUGCAACAUGGAGCCCUACUUCAAGUUGUCGUUAGAGGGUGCUUUGGUUAUGGAGGUGGUAGGCGAAGUGGGAGCGUGUAUGCCAACAGUGGGCUUGUUCAAGCCUUGCAGCGAUGAAGCCAAGCCGCAAGUGCAAGCUGUCGCGGACAAUUCUGGUGGCGGAGACCGACCCUGCUAUAAGAAAUCUGACCAAUACCAGAACAGAUAUAAGCGUGGUCUGCUGUACUAUCUUCGAGAUGAAUAUAUAGUUGGCAUUGUUUUCUGGAAUAUGCCGCCUUUGGAGGAACGGAAAGACAUUGCCACAGAGAUACUCAGAGCUCGUCCAACAUACAAAGAAAUAAACAAGAUCUCCGAAUUGUUAGGCUUCCCCGAGACAGAGUGCGAUUACAAGCCAGAAGAACAACUGCGCGUAAGCGCGCCGUGCAUAAAGAAGUUAGUAUCAUUUGAAAGUUACAAAAUCUUCUGGCAUUAA
Pieris macdunnoughi is the source of this 2100-nucleotide messenger RNA. The record is from the annotation of a GenBank genome assembly. Lineage: Eukaryota; Metazoa; Arthropoda; Insecta; Lepidoptera; Pieridae.